Molecule: messenger RNA, 2272 nt
Organism: Nothobranchius furzeri (turquoise killifish)
Lineage: Eukaryota; Metazoa; Chordata; Actinopteri; Cyprinodontiformes; Nothobranchiidae
Product: zona pellucida sperm-binding protein 4
Biological process (GO): binding of sperm to zona pellucida; prevention of polyspermy
Cellular component (GO): egg coat
Molecular function (GO): structural constituent of egg coat; acrosin binding
Source: RefSeq, a predicted model, not a curated record
UAUUAUGAAAGUAAAACUUUUAUUUUAAAUCAAACAGGUUGGAGUUUUUUUUUUUAACUAACUAAAACGGGCCGCCUGUGGGUGGGUUUUCUACCCGGAAGACGAACUAAAUUGGUCGCUAACAGGUUCCACCAAUUAUCCUGAGAUGAGUAGCGGCGGGACCGGAAGCUUCGUCUUAAUCUGGCGCUCUGGUGUUUACUGGCUCUCAUUUGGAUCCACAUGGCUUGGCCGCAGGUCGAACAGCUGCUGGUUCUGACCCUGCUGCUGGUGUCGGUUCGGGGAUGGGAGCGCAUCAGCAAGAGUGAGCUGCUCAAGUUUUACGAGACUGGCCGGUGGCGCGAACCGGCGGUUAAUGACGAUGACCUCUAUGAUCUUUCCAAUUAUGAAGAUGGACUUUUUGAAGAAGCUGAAAGUGUGGCUACAAGUGAAACGUCUCCCGAGUUAGCAGUUGUAGACUCCAAAAGUUUUUCUGCUGGUGAAACUUCUAGUAAGGAGUCACUUGAGGAAACCAAAGAUGACGACUAUGAUGACUAUGAAGAUGAAGUUCCUGAUGAAGCAGAAGGUCAUGCAACCAGUGAAUUGGUCAACCUCUUGACCAACCACCUAGUCGAAGACAAAUCUGGUGCAAGCCAUCAUCCUGAUGCUGAAAAAAACAACUUUCAUGUGGAGUUUGUGGAGGUCUCUCCAAGGACCUGGAUUGGCUGUGCUGGUCCAAAUUCUGAAGGGAUAUAUGUGGUUUGUAGCCAAGACGGUUUCCAGAUUACUCUCCCGCCAGGCCAACUAAGUCUGAUUCAAGUUGUGGGUUCUAAAAACAUUUCCGUGGAGGAUGCCCCAGAGUCUUGCGGAUUUCACUUGAACCAUCUUAAGAACAUCUUAACUGUAGGCUUCACAGGGUGCAAUGUGAAAGAAGACGUGGAAGAUGUUUACAGUCUCCAGCUCUCCCUUUGUGUUUCCGGUCAGACCAAAGAAUUUGUUGCAUUCUGUGUUGAAAGUACGAAGUUCGACACUGGCCCGUUGCCACGUUUUUUCAGCAGGCGCACAAAGUGUGACAAAAAAAGCACUAUUCCACUUGCGGUCACUGCCAAGCCUUCGAAGUGUGCUCACCGAAUGACUCCAUCCCCAACAUCUACUGACAAACCAGGAACUGCCAAACUUGGAGAGUGGUUUGAUAAACAGUCGAUGACUAAGAUGGACAAACCAGAGCCUGAUUCGCCCGUGGACUCAGAGUGUAAAAGUGGAGCAUCUGAGCUUCAAAAGCCUCACAAGUGUGCUGUUGACAUUGAAGAGCAAAUUCCAUGUGGUAACUCAAGGAUAUCUCCUUCAAGUUGUGAGAAAAGGGGGUGCUGUGUGGAUUUUUCAACAAACCAUUGCUAUUAUCCUCUUGAUGAAUGCACCGUGGAUCGCCACUUUGUCUUUGCUAUUCGCCGUGAUUGUGCACGCAUCCCUUUUGACCCCAGAAAACUUGUGAUUCCCGGGGGGGACCUCUGUAAACCAGCCAUUGUUAAUGCUGAGGUCGCCAUCUUUAAAGUCAAACUCGGAGAUUGUGGAGAUCGUUCUUAUGAAGUUGGUGGCAUGAACGUCCACCUGAUUGAAGUGCAGACCAUCAUCAAUGCACUCAACCUCAAGUAUGGAAUAAUUACAAGGACUGAUCCUCUCAGGUUUAUGAUCGAGUGUCGCUACAGCAAACAUGGCGAUGCUGCUGUUGAGAUGUCAUUAGCCAGCGUCGGCUACAUGGUCAAGACUUCAUCUUCUAAUCUGCCAUCAUCGAUCAUCUCCAGUGGAUUAUACGACGUUGAGUUAAAGAUUGCUAAAAAUGACGCAUAUUCCAGCUACUUUCCCACGUACCACCAGCCCUUGCAGCUGCUCCUUGGUCGUCCUGUGUAUCUUGAGCUAAAUCUGAGAAGUCCUAAACCAGAUGCAGUCAUUCUUGUCAACUACUGCUUGGCUUACCCUCGCUCUGCCAAGAAUGCCUUGGUGUUGAUUCAUGAAGGAUGUGCAAAUCCCAACGAUCCAACUGUGUCCAUCCUUAAAGUCAAUGGCUCUCCCAACAAUCUUCAUCAGAGACGUUUUACAGUGGAGGCUUUCCAGUUUAUGGACCAGAAAACGAACAUGUUCCUAAAUGAAGAAAUUUACUUCAUGUGCUCUGCAGAAGUUUGUAUACCCGCAGAAAAGACUUGCGAAGAGCGAUGCUUUGCUGGAAAAGACCUAUAACUAUUCAAACACAUACUGGAUACGAGUCGGAGUGCAAAAAAAUAAAAAGAAUUUUAUAAUA